Molecule: messenger RNA, 4941 nt
Organism: Dendronephthya gigantea
Lineage: Eukaryota; Metazoa; Cnidaria; Anthozoa; Malacalcyonacea; Nephtheidae
Product: phosphatidylinositol phosphatase PTPRQ-like
Exons: 21
Coding region: 16-4266 (1416 amino acids)
Cellular component (GO): membrane
Molecular function (GO): protein binding; carbohydrate binding
Source: RefSeq, a predicted model, not a curated record
AAAUCGCUUGGUAAGAUGUCUUGGUUAUUUCAUCGAUGGUUAGUUGUAUGUGGUGUGUCAUUGCUGGUGAUAAAAGGUUGUCGUUGUUUUUUUCUCAGACACACCAGUUCUGGAAAGUGUAUUGCAGCUGAAACGAACUCUUUUUGGAGUAAUGAUUUUGCACAUCGAUAUUGGACUGUGCUGUCUGAUUGCUUGAAUGUUGCUGCGCAACUACAAUAUUGGCCAAAUUCAGAAGCGGUGCAUAACAUGGCGUGGAAGGGGACGCUUAUGUUUCUCGAUGGUAGUGAAUACAAACAACGCUUGAUCAUUUAUGACGCCAUAAAAGUUCCAUAUUUUGAACAGGAUGCUCAACAUAGAAUGAAACAAAGAGAUGCUGGACCUUUAUUUUUUUACAGUAGCUAUAUUAACUCGUGUGCUCAACCUGAUGCCAAUCAGAAAUAUAUCAUGCGGAAAAAGUAUGGAUGCGACGACACAGAAAAACAACAAAAGUUCACAUUCGGUUCAGUGACGCAGUACGGCGACAAAAUGAAAGAUGUUCAUUGUUCUCGAAUACAACGUAUGGUGAUCCACAAAGCUCAUUAUGGUGAUUUCAAUAAUGGGGGGAUAUUUGAUGCCAAUGCAGCUUUUGAUGCGCAGUGUAGUGGACAAGCCAGUUGUGAAGUGAAAUUUCUUUGUGGUGGAAAAAGAUCUUGUGAACUGACCGUUGACAAUAAUUUACUGUCAUCACAAUAUUGUUCUAACACAACAAAAGAACUUUUUAUCGAAUACACUUGUGUGAACAACUACAAUAUUAACCCCAUAACAACAGAGUCAAACAUAAGACUAUCAAAGUCACCCAACGAAGGUUUCAUUGAAGUGAAGAAUAAUGACCGAAGGUGGAGAAAAGUUAUUGAGGAGAAUUGGGAUAAAAAUCGUCAAAAAAUGUUGUGUGAACACUUGGGAUUUAACGAAACGGGCGCUAAUACUAUUAGAAACAUGGAGAUAGCUGCAAAUGAAGAAAUUGCAUCUGGAGAUUUGGUGUGUUAUAACAGAGGAUCCAAUGGAACAUCCUGUUGUGUCCAUCUUGUUCCCUUUACAACGACUUCAAAUGUUAAUAUAUCAUAUGUUAAGUGUAAGAUGUGCGAUAAACCAGCGUUACUCCAAGAUGAAACUACUUUUGCAGACUCUGUGUUUUCUGGUAGUGGCUCUUCUGGUUAUAGCAAUGCAAGAUUUACCAAAGAUGGAUGGUGUACCCAGACACCACAAGCACAUUAUCUUUUGAUUGAUCUUUUGAAAGACUAUCACAUCACACAAGUCGUGACAAUGGGUAACAAAAAUCAGACAAAGUGGAGUGAUCAAUAUAUAAUGACAUACAGCCACGAUAACAGUUUUAGCAACAGCGCACAGAUCACUGGAAACCAAAACGGCUAUGAAGCCUCGAUAACGGUUCUCAAUGUUUACAACGUGAGACAUAUCAAAAUACAAUCGAAUGGAACAAAUGAUUUUUGUCUGAGAAUAGAACUCUGUGGAAAAGUCCAAACGCCUGCUCCUGUACAGGAUAUUAAAGUUACACCUUCGAAUACCUCGGCAGAUGUCACAUGGAAGAUACCAGAACCUAAGAACUCAAGUUACAUAACGAACUACAAUAUUUUCAUCAACGGAAAACUUCAAGAAAGAAUAUCCAGAGAGAGAUAUGGCAAUAAAUUUACUAUUCGUGGACUUAAACCAUACACUGAUUAUAAAGUUGAGAUUGAGACAGAAGAUGGGUCAGGAGAGAAAGGUGGUAAGGUUUCUGAAGAUUUCAAAACCAAGGAAGCAGUUCCUAGUGGUCCUCCACAAAAUGUGAUGUUUACAUCCCGGAGUAAAAACGUACUAAAAUUGUCAUGGCAACCUCCUGAAGUAAAUCUGCAUAAUGGAAUACUGACAGGCUAUUUAGUUUGUUAUUCCUCCCAAACAAUUUCAACUAGUCCGAAAUGCAAUGAAACAAACACGACAUUGACUUUCACCAUGGAUGAUCUUCAACCAUCUACAAGGUACUUUGUAACUGUUGCGGCUGGUACAAGUGUUGGUUUUGGCAACAAAAGUGCGGAAAUCAAUAAAACGACAAAUGGAGAUCCUGUAGAACCUGUUGCAGCUUCUUCAUCCACCCUACGAAUAAACAUUCUCAAACCAGACAAAUAUAUUCAAGAAGUAAUGAUCAUCGUGAAUACUGCUGAGAACGUCCUUAAACCGGUGGAAGAAAUUAAAACAAGCGAUCUUAAACCUUAUCAGUCAAACACUCAAGAUGCUUACAUCACUGACUAUUUGAAAACUGAUGUUCUCCCUUCAUCGUUUGUAAUCGGUCAUGGCAAAGAAUAUAAAUAUAAAAACAUGAUCUACGUUAACCAACCUCUUCAACCAAACACAAGUUACAACGUGUUCUUGAGAUUCUUUGAAAGCCAGGAUUCGUUCUACUCAACAGAAUGGAGCAAAAGUGUCAAAACUUUGGCAACUCCACCAGCUCCAGUCAUCUCAAAAAUCACGCCUACUAGUCAUAAUGAGUACAAUAUUUCAUGGUAUCAACCUUCGUUGCCUUAUCAGCAAACUGUCCUGAAGUAUCAUGUAAACUACAGUGCUUCGAGUGAACCAACGAAACGAUCGACUGUCCCGAAAGAAAAUAAUUCUAUCAUUAUUGUUGUCGAUUAUGAUAAACAAUACACUAUUAACGUACGGGUUGAAACUGAGGCUGGAAAAAGUCUGGCAACUUCGAAAUCAUGGUUGUCUUUUUCAAAGCCCUUGGAGCCCCCAAAGGAAACGGAAGACGGUUACACAGUGAUAUUACGAAAACCAAAACAGAAAAAUAUAAGAAUGGUCGCUCUUGUAUUGCUUCUGUCAGACUCCAGUGAACCUCCAGCACCAGAAUCCAUCAAGAUAAAAAGUUCAAUUCCUUCAGAAAUGAAGACCGGGGACGCUUUUAUUGCUAAGGAGUUUAAUAUUAGUGAUUUCAAAGGUGAUGAGAUAGAUAUACUCCUUAGAAAGUUUAAGGAAAACAGAAGAAGAAAAAGAGAAGCUGUUCAGGUUGAUGCAUUGAAACCGGACAAAAAAUAUAGAACAACACAAAUGAAUACAGAUGAGUCUGGGAAUCGCACCUGGUCAUACUGGAGUGAAGAAUUUGUGGUUCCCGUAGUUCCUAGUGGACCGCCGCUGAAUGUCGCCUUCAUAUCUCGUAGCAAGACCUCGCUGCGAAUUUCGUGGAAAGCUCCAGUUGAAAGUACACGAAAAAGUAAAUUGACAGGAUAUCGAGUUUGUUUCUCUACAAAUGAUACGUCUCCAGAAUGCCUGAUCCUUAAAAGCACUAAAGUUUUUCAUCUUACUCUCAAUGAUCUUCGACCUUCCACGAAAUACUUCGUAACAGUUUCGGCCAGCACAGAACACGGUUACGGAGAGAAGAGUCCGGAAGUCAGUAAAAUAACCAAUGGAGGGCCAGUCGUCAAUCUAAUCGCAGCCUCAUUUUAUACUUUGACUAUAAACAUACCAAAACAACAAGAAUAUAUCAAAGAAGUUAUGGUCAUCGUGCAAAGUUCUGCGAAUGAUCAAGUUUCAAGCGAAGACAUCAAAACAAGUGAUCUCAAAAAUUUCCAGUCAAACACACGGGAUCCAUACAUCACUGCUUAUUUGAAAGCUGAUGUUUUACCCUUGACGUUCGUAAUAGGAGAUGGCAAGAGUUACAGUUCUGAAGAAGAAAAUUACCACAACCAACCUUUAACGGCAAAUUCAAAUUAUGUCGUGUUCUUAAGGUUUUUUGAAAGUCAAAAUUCAUACUACUCGACAGAGUGGAGUGAUAGUAUUUACACAAUGGCAAAACAUUCAGCAAAACAUUCAGAAUUAGAGAAUGCGGAUAACUCUAUACGUUUCUUCAUACCGAUCAUUAUUCUGGCAUUGUACUUUUUGCUCUCACUUGGCGUAAUCAUAUACCAGCGUCGCCUUCUUCAAAAUAGAAAAAACGAGUUCGAUGGCAAUAAAGAACCUAAGAUUGGCAACAAAUAUGUGAAUGAAGGGAACUCUGUAUAUGAGACUCCAGAUGAUGUUAUUGAAAAAAUUGAGCAAACUGAGGGUGCACGUGCGAUGGCCAAAGGACAGGAAUCAUCGGAUUACAUGUCGUUAAAAGACAAAAAAGAACCAGCAAACGUUUAUCAGGCAUUUCAUCCCCACGGCACGAAUGAUGGUCAAAGUCAUUCUAAGGUGGGUGGUCAAAAUUCUGUGGAAUACCAAAAUCCUGUCUUUAGCGCAGAUCCCAAUGCUGCAUGAUUAAUGUUUGAAAUAUAUAUAUCAUAUAUACCUUUUCCGCUAGAUGUAAGUUUUUUAGUAAUAUAUAUAAUUUAAUGGAUGCCGGGUUAAGUAUGAAAGGUCGGCGUUAGAUCAUAUCGAACUAACGUACAUGACGUCAUAAAAUUUUCAAUAACCCUAACCCUAACCAUAAUUAAGGUAAAGCCAGAGAUACUAUUACAUAAGUAUAUGAUCACUCCUAUACUGGGUAUGAGGGUAACAGACAUUUACACUUUCGUGUACAUUUAUAAAUGUAUAAAUGUAUCAUCAUUCAUCGCGAUUUUUAUUUUAUCAUUUUUAUGAACCAGCUCUAGAAAGACUUCAUGUAGGACUUCAGACUUCUGUUAUUAUACUUCCGUUAUUGCAAAAUUUAUGACGUCAUGUACGUUAGUUCGAUAUGAUCUAACGCCGACCAGUAUGAAGGGGUUAUUAAUGAUGCUAGCUAGUUCUAGGCAGUAGCCUAUUAGCUAACGGCUAUACCUAAUAAUAACUCGUAUCGAUUGUGUAACGAACAAUAUAUAUCGUAUAUCGAUAUUUUUAUUGGACUAAAGGAGUCUCUGUGAAUAUAAUAUGUUUCCUUAUAUUAAAAUUAAACACCUAAAGAGUUUUAUCGUUUUUAAUUAUCCUCCAUGCACCCAGAGAAAACGUUAUGAGAUG